UUUUCUUAAAACUCUUUGUUUUUGCUAAACCCUAAAAAUCUUCAACGGCGAGUUUGUUGUUCUUCCACUCUCUCCGCCGCGUCUUUUUUAUUUGGUUGUCGCUCAGACCCUCUCAGGGCUCAGAUUCGAUUUUGUUAGUCUCAGCGCAGAACAAUGGCAGCAAAACCUGGAGCUGCAACUCCAACUUACUCACCUAAACUUGUGGGAAGAUCACGACUUCCUGUUUUCAAGGAUUCCGACCUCGAUUGGUCCCGUCCUGAUGGCCGUGGCUUCCAUCAAUGCCGACCUGCCUUACUUCAAACUGGUGCUGUGAGCUCUGCUUCUGGUUCUGCAUAUGCUGAGUUUGGGAACACGAAAGUCAUUGUUUCAGUAUUUGGGCCUAGGGAGAGUAAGAAAGCAAUGACUUAUAGUGAUGUUGGUAGAUUGAAUUGCAAUGUUAGCUAUACAACUUUUGCUUCCCCCACUCUUGGCCAGGGAACUGAUCACAAGGAGUACUCAUCAAUGCUUCACAAAGCGUUGGAAGGUGUAAUAAUGAUGGAGACAUUUCCAAAGACUACCGUUGAUGUUUUUGCGUUGGUGCUUGAAUCUGGAGGCAGUGACCUCUCAGUUGUGAUAUCAUGUGCCAGUCUUGCUCUAGCAGAUGCCGGGAUUAUGAUGUAUGACCUUAUCACAGCUGUUUCAGUGUCUUGCAUAGGCAAAAGCCUUAUGAUUGACCCAGUUAUAGAAGAGGAAGGAUGUGAAGAUGGAAGCUUUAUGAUGACAUGCAUGCCAUCUCGUUAUGAAAUCACUCAGCUAACCGUCACGGGUGAAUGGACAACACCUAAUAUCAACGAGGCAAUGCAGCUUUGCUUGGAUGCGUGUUCAAAGCUUGGAGAGAUCAUGCGGGAUUGUCUGAAACAGGCUGCCUCACCUUCCGAUGAAUGAACAUAAUCAAGAAACUAAGAUUUUGGAUUGUUGUAGCUCAGACAUAGACAUGGUAUGAAACCGGUUUAGCUAUUUAUAGGUAAACUUGAUUCUAGCCUAAACUGGUGUGGUGUAGUUUUGAAGUGAAUCCAAUUUUGUAAUCCCUUUGCUAGUAGUAUCGAAGAUUGGCCAUGGAAUACAUUACUCGGUCAUCGUUUAACAAAAUUCCAAGAAGUUAAACAAAUCA
Capsella rubella is the source of this 1150-nucleotide messenger RNA. Its product is annotated as exosome complex component RRP41-like. Gene Ontology annotation, cellular component: cytoplasmic exosome (RNase complex); nuclear exosome (RNase complex); nucleolus. The transcript has 8 exons. Gene Ontology annotation, biological process: poly(A)-dependent snoRNA 3'-end processing; U4 snRNA 3'-end processing; nuclear mRNA surveillance. The record is from RefSeq and is a predicted model, not a curated record. NCBI's taxonomy places the organism in Eukaryota, Viridiplantae, Streptophyta, Magnoliopsida, Brassicales, Brassicaceae. Bases 154 to 924 code for a protein of 256 amino acids.